AGCCGGUAGGCGGCUUCUGCUCGUGUCACUUAGGGUGAAAGCGCCCCACCUCCAGCAGUAGAUGCGUGCGGCCGUAGAUAUGAGCAGCUGCUCGCGCAUAUAAACACAUUGUGCGCUGUGAGCCGUCACUCUUCUCUCCUGCUCUAGCUCAUUGAAAGCGCUGCGCGGCCAUUAUUCUCCUCUGUCGGAGUCUGGUUUGUGGGCGGGGUCACGUCAUUACGUCACUUCAUUGGCGUCUGCGAAGCCCUGUGCGCAUGGGCAGCAGGUGAAAGAAAAAAAAAAAAGAAAGGAAAAAAAAAAAGGACCCGUCCGUGCUGCGGGAUCGUAUGCCCGCCGCGCGGGACGCAGGGUUUAUGGGGAGAUCGCAGGACUGUCCCGCUCAAUGCGGGGCGCCUGGCACCCUCACCUGAGUGCAUGUCUCUGUAUAUACUCAUCUAUAGGGUUUUCUCGGCCAGGAAAAAGAAAUCAGACACACAAUCGGCGGAUGAUGCGCUAGAAAUGCUUCCUUUAUUGGACGGGAAUACCACUUGUCUCUGGAUUACAUCCUGAUUGCCGCUUUUUUGUUUUUAACCCUUUAAACGCCCGUCCUUUAUUGAUGCACAGGUGCGCGUUAGUGCGGCCACGCUUAGCAGAUCUUUUGCCUCCUGGCCGUCUCCUCUUUGCGGUUAUCGGUGGGUUGCCCCCCUGAGGCAGUGUUCAAUGGAAGUAUGUUACCAGCUGCCGGUGCUGCCCUUGGACAGGCCGGUACCCAAGCAUGUUCUGAGCCGCAGAGGUGCCAUCAGUUUCAGCUCCAGCUCUGCUCUCUUUGGAUGCCCCAAUCCCAGGCAUCUGUCUCAGAGACGAGGUGCAAUUUCCUAUGACAGCUCAGACCAAACGGCAUUAUACAUUCGUAUGCUAGGAGAUGUCCGAGUGAGAAGUCGAGCUGGAUUUGAAUCUGAAAGACGGGGCUCUCAUCCUUACAUUGACUUUCGGAUUUUGCACUCGCAUUCAGAGAUAGAAAUCUCAUUGUCCGCAAGAAACAUUCGGAGGUUGCUAAGUUUUCAGCGGUACCUAAGAUCCUCUCGCUUCUUCCGUGGCGUAAAUGCACAAAACUCGUUGUACAUUUUGGACGAUGAUUACAAUGGACAAGCCAAGUGUAUGCUGGAAAAAGUUGGAAACUGGAAUUUUGAUAUAUUUCUUUUUGAUAGAUUAACAAAUGGAAACAGUCUCGUUACCCUAACCUUUCAUCUCUUGAGCCACCAUGGUCUGAUAGAUCAUUUCCACAUGGACAUGGUGAAGCUACGGAGGUUUUUAGUUAUGGUUCAAGAAGAUUAUCACAGUCAAAAUCCAUAUCACAAUGCAGUCCACGCUGCCGAUGUGACUCAGGCCAUGUACUGUUAUUUAAAAGAACCUAAGCUUGCCAAGUCUCUUACUCCAUGGGAUAUCCUGCUGGGUUUGAUUGCCGCUGCAACACACGAUUUGGAUCAUCCUGGUGUAAAUCAAUCUUUUCUAAUAAAAACAAACCACUACUUAGCAACUUUAUACAAGAAUACCUCAGUAUUAGAAAACCACCACUGGAGAUCUGCAGUGGGCUUGUUGCGAGAAUCGGGUUUGUUUGCACAUAUGUCUGUAGAAGACAGACAACACAUGGAGAGCCAGUUAGGCUCAAUCAUUCUUGCUACGGACAUCAGUCGACAAAACGAGUACCUCUCCCAGUUCAGGACGCAUCUGGACAGAGAAGACUUAUGUCUGGAGAAUGCUGCACACCGGCAUUUCAUAUUACAGAUGGCUUUGAAGUGCGCAGAUAUCUGUAACCCGUGCCGGACCUGGGAGCUGAGCAAGCAGUGGAGUGAAAAAGUCACGGAGGAAUUUUUCUACCAAGGUGAUGUUGAAAGGAAAUAUAAACUGGAUCUCAGCCCACUGUGUGAUCGGCAUACAUCUAACAUUGCCAAUAUCCAGAUUGGUUUCAUCACGUACCUGGUGGAGCCGUUGUUUGUGGAGUGGGCCCGAUUCAGCAAUACCAGAUUGUCGCAGACAAUGCUUGGCCACGUUGGGCUCAACAAAGCCAGCUGGAAGGGAAUGCUACAGGAGCGCUCGAGCAGCGAAGAGGCCGACCCGGCAUUCGACGAUACGGACUGAUAAGCUUACCUCAGGAAGACCACGCACCAUGAACCUACCAACCGCCGGACAACCUUUUUAAGCGGGUUUUAAUGUCUCGUACGGAAAGAAAAGUUCUUGGUGAGAGAGAAUCUAUCCUGAUUGCCAAGGUUUUUCGCGUAAAUUUUAACGCCAGCAUUAUUCACAAGUUUUCCUUUAACGUUCACUUUUUUUUUUAAAUUAGCGGAAAAUAAACAUCAAGACCUGAACAUAGAGCAAUAUGCACAUACCUCAGUUGGCUUUUGUAUGAAAGCUUGAUUAUGCAAAGCACAGCAGUGACUGAUUGCAAACUGCAGGACGUUCUUUAUGUGCCACAGGUUAUUUUACUUUAUUUUUUCUUUAUUCUAAACGUUAAAAGGAAACUUUUUUUUUUCUUUCUUUCUUAAGAAGAAGACAAAA
Messenger RNA from Spea bombifrons (plains spadefoot toad), 2535 nucleotides. It is a transcript of the gene PDE7A, whose product is annotated as phosphodiesterase 7A. The record is from RefSeq and is a predicted model, not a curated record. Gene Ontology annotation, molecular function: 3',5'-cyclic-AMP phosphodiesterase activity. The transcript has 13 exons. Lineage: Eukaryota; Metazoa; Chordata; Amphibia; Anura; Pelobatidae. Bases 700 to 2118 code for a protein of 472 amino acids.